UCGCUCCAUAAGAGGUUCUGGGUUACAGGGGAAGCAUGUCAGACUGCCUUCAAAGGACUGCGCAUUCCGGGGCCUCCUGAACUCCCAAACCGACGACGGAGGCGAGUAAGCCUCUCAUACCUGCAAAUUCCUGUGCAAUUGCUUUGAACACGCCAAUACAAGUGUCUCAUAGUAAAUUAAUACAACUCGCAAGAAACAAAGUUGGCUUUUGGUAUAGCUUAUCCAUUUUGCAAAUUAGUAAUUACAUGGCAGUUAAAUUUGUGUCGUUAUACAUGCAACUGGUUAUUAAAUGCAUCAUAAAAGUGUAUCAGAUAUUUGUGCUUCUCCACAUGCACAGCCUUUGCAUUUGCCCCUAGUUUUUCCUCCAGAGUUCCUCCCCCUGCGGCGCUGGGCGGAGUUUCAUACCGGACCAGACGCUCCUUUUGUCGGAUCCGUUUUGUCCUGACUCCCCGGGGUUUACAGAUGAAAAAAAAAACAUAGGAAAAGCAUAAAAAAGACAAUAUCACGAUUCACUUCUAAUUAAACAGCUGGCCAUUUAUGUACAAUCGUCAAAGAGCUGCCUGGCCUUGACUGGGCAGAGGAGGAGGAGCUGCCAAGAUACUUCUCAAGUAUGAAUGGAAACGGCACUCUCUCCAGCGUCACCCAGACUGUAUGCAUCAAGUGUGAGCCAGUUAUGGAAGAGUGGAGUAAGGAGGACUGUCUGAUCCUGCUAGACCGAAUCCGCACCCUGCUGCCUGAUGUGGAUGCCAUGAAGUACAAGACCACUGAGUCGCACUUUGACUGGGAGAAGGUGUGCUUCGGGCCCUUCACCGGAGACAUGUGCAAGCAGAAAUGGCAGAAGGUCUCCACUGAGGUGAGGAAGUAUCGAACCAUGACAGAACUCCUUAUCGACGCCAUGGAGUAUGUUAAGAACCCCUAUAAGGGCAAGAAGCUCAAGACCCAUCCAGACUUUCCUAAGAAGCCUCUGACGCCAUACUUUCGGUUUUUCAUGGAGAAACGAGCCAAGUAUGCAAAGAUCCACCCAGAGAUGAGUAACCUGGACCUCACCAAGAUCCUGUCCAAGAAGUACAAGGAGCUGCCCGAGAAGAAGAAGUUGAAGUACAUUCAGGAUUUUCAGAGGGAGAAAGAGUCGUUUGAAAAGAACAUGGCCAGAUUCAAGGAGAAUUACCCAGAUCUGAUUGAGGAGAGGAAGAAAUCUGAUGUCCCGGAAAAGCCCAAGACACCACAGCAGCUCUGGUACAACCAUGAAAAGAAGACCUACCUGAAGCUGCACCCUGAUGUAAGCCCGAAGGAACUGAAGGAUGCUCUGAGGCGGCAGUGGUCUCAGCUGUCCGAUAAGAAACGUCUCAAGUGGAUCAGCAAGGCACUGGAGCUGCAGAAGGACUUUGAGACGACUAUGAGGGAGUACCACGAGGCUCACCCCGAGACCAACCAGGACGAGCACGUCAAGUCUGUCCUGACCAAGGCAGAGCGGCAGCUCAAAGACAAGUUCGACGGCCGGCCAACUAAACCUCCUCCGAAUGGGUACUCCUUGUACUGCGCCAAGCUCAUGAUCACCAUGAAAGAUGUCCCCAGCACGGAGCGCAUGGUGCUCUGCAGCAAGCAGUGGAAGAUCAUGACUCAGAAAGAGAAGGACAUGUUCCAGAAGCGGUGUGAGCUGAAAAAGAAACAGUAUGAAAUCGACCUGCAGAGAUUCCUGGAGAGCCUGCCAGAGGAGGAGAGGGACCGGGUGCUGACGGAGGAAAAGCUGGGGGGCUCCAGAAUGGCACUGGGAAACUCAGCCAGCUCCCUGCGAGUCAAAUCCACACCCGUCAAGAUGAAGUUGAGCGAUGUGGACCAGACGCAUGCAGACCAGGAGCAGAGCCUCCUGAAGGAGAAGCGUGACCGAAAGAAGAAGGUGCGCCUGCCUGAGACCCCCAAGACCGCCAAUGAGAUGUGGCAGCAGAGUGUCAUCGGGGACUACCUGGCCAAGUACCGGAACAAUCGGAAGAAGGCUCAGUCCUCCAUGGAGUCAGCCUGGAAAGCUAUGGAGAAGAAGGAGAAAAUUCCCUGGAUUAAAAAGGCAGCUGAGGACCAGAUGAGAUACGAGAGAGAGCUGAUAGAGAUGAGGACCCCUCCGUCAGCCCAAGCCCAAAGGAAACCCAAAUUUGACGGGGAGCCAAAGAAACCCCCCAUGAGCGGUUAUCAGAUGUUCUCUCAGGAGCUGCUGACUAACGGGGAGCUGAACCACUUCAGCCUAAAGGAGCGCAUGGUGGAGAUCGGCAAGCGCUGGCACAAGCUCAACCAGAGCCAGAAGAACAAGUACAAGAAGCUGGUGGAAGAGCAGCAGACAGAGUACAAGGCUGAGCUCGAGGCCUGGGUCAAGUCUCUUUCACCUCAAGAACGGGCUAAUUACAAGGAAUUCUCUACAGUGAAGCGACGGAACUCCUCUAAGGCAGGUGGGCCAGCUGCCAAAGUGCGGGUGACAGGGAAGGGAAAGGCAGCAGAUGUCUGUGCCAGAGCUCCAGGACUGGGGGCCGGGGAGGGCAAGAAAGCAGUGGCAUACAGAGCACAGAAUACUUCAGACUCUGAGGAAGAAGAGAAAUCCGACUCUUCUAAUUCAGAGGAGGACUCAUCCGGCAGCUCAGACAGCGAGGAUGAAGACGAGAAUGGUGAUGAGGAGGAGGAUGAUGAUGAUGACGACGAGGAUGAAGAAGAUGACCAAUCAGAAGCCAGCAGUAGCUCAUCUUCAGAGGACAGCUCAGACUCAGAUUCAGAUUAACCCCUGGUAUUCCUAGGGGGGCGGGGGACUGUGCAGGACACAUUGGACCCCCCCCCCCCCCCCC
This is a messenger RNA of Polyodon spathula (Mississippi paddlefish), 2825 nucleotides long. RefSeq names its product nucleolar transcription factor 1-like. The record is from RefSeq and is a predicted model, not a curated record. Bases 611 to 2761 code for a protein of 716 amino acids. Lineage: Eukaryota; Metazoa; Chordata; Actinopteri; Acipenseriformes; Polyodontidae. The transcript has 20 exons.